AUGCCACGGCUAAAUCUUGCCGAAGUCGACUCGCUAGAGGCACAAGUCAUUAUUGACAAUGAGCUGGACCCCAUGUCGACGAUUGCUCCCGACACCGUCCAGGUCUCUGGGCUAAUGGGCCACCUGGCUAUGAAUUCGCCUCAUCAUCUGGACAACCGAGGAGACGCGCACAGAGAGCUUCAGAUGGAGGAUAUCUGCUGCUCAGCCCAUGGCUUGUCAAUACUGUUGACCGCUACCAAGGGUGACAAGAAACGCGCGAUCCUUUUCGAUGCUGGACCGGAAGAAGACGCGUGGGAGAGAAAUGUUCGACGGAUGCGACCGGACCUCUCUUCGGUGGAACUGAUCCAACUAUCCCACUGGCAUCGCGAUCACUCAGGUUGGUUUCAUUUGCGUCAAUAUCAGCAGUCCACUAAAGAGCUAUAG
Aspergillus calidoustus is the source of this 423-nucleotide messenger RNA. NCBI's taxonomy places the organism in Eukaryota, Fungi, Ascomycota, Eurotiomycetes, Eurotiales, Aspergillaceae. The record is from the annotation of a GenBank genome assembly.